UUCAAUCACAUGCAUUCAUCAGAAACCGUACUCCAUCUCCUUUUAACACGCCCUCUCACUUUGCUCUUCCUUCACCCCUACAUUGCUUUCUUUCUUCUUCUUCCAUUGUAAUACUAAACUAGCUACUACUCUGAACUUGGUCUCAGAAAGUGAGAAUUUUUGUUUAGACACAAAAGAGAAACCAACAUAGAUUGUUUCUUUUGUUCAUGGAAACCAAUAGUUGGCAUGUCAAGGGUUUCCACGUUAAGGGUACUAGUAAAGAUUCAAUCUUUUUGGCCAUUUUCAUGUUCAUUCAUGUUUUGGCUUCUACCAUUGAACCUGUUGCAUGCCACCUGUAUGAUGGAGUGAUUGUGACACAAUCAGAUUACCAGGCCUUAACGGCCAUCAAGCAUGAGUUCAUUGACUUCAAAGGGGUUCUGAGGAGCUGGAAUGAUAGUGGUAUUGGUGCUUGUUCUGGUGGUUGGGCAGGUAUCAAGUGUGUCAAUGGUGAAGUCAUUGCAAUUCAGCUUCCAUGGAGGGGUUUAGGCGGAAGAAUCUCAGAGAAAAUUGGUCAGCUUCAAGCACUCAGGAAGCUGAGUCUCCAUGACAAUGUUCUUGCUGGUUCUGUCCCUUUUUCUUUAGGAUUCCUUCCAAAUCUUAGAGGUGUUUAUCUCUUCAAUAACAAGCUUUCAGGUUCUAUUCCUCCUUCUAUUGGUAGUUGUCCAAUGCUUCAGUCUUUUGAUGUUAGCAAUAACUCACUCACUGGUAACAUCCCUGCUAGUUUGGUAAAUUCAAGUAGGAUAUUCAGGAUCAAUUUGAGCUUCAACUCACUUACUGGUUCCAUUCCUAGGAGUUUCACCAUGUCUCAAUCCCUUACUAUUCUUGCCCUCCAGCACAACAAUCUAUCUGGUUCUAUACCAGAUUCUUGGGGUGGAAUGGGAAAGGGAAAGAGAGUUCCCCAACUUCAAGUUUUGACCCUUGAUCACAACCUCAUUUCUGGUUCCAUUCCUGUUUCUCUGAGUAACAUGGUUUUGCUUGAAAAUGUUUCUUUGAGUCAUAACCAUAUUGGAGGCUCUAUUCCAAGUGAGCUAAGUGCACUUUCAAGGCUUCAAAAUCUUGAUCUUUCACAUAAUGCCAUCAAUGGAAGCUUCCCUGCUAGCUUCUCCAACCUUUCUUCUCUUGUUUCAUUGAAUUUAGAGGGUAAUAAACUUGAGAGUCAUAUCCCUGAUAAUUUGGACAGGUUGCACAAUCUUUCAACGCUUAACCUCAAGAACAAUAAGUUUAAUGGCCAAAUCCCACCAACAAUAGGGAAUAUCUCUGGCAUUAGACAAAUUGAUGUGUCUGGGAACAAAUUCAUUGGAGAAAUUCCAGACUCACUCACCAAACUAGCAAAUCUCACUUCAUUCAAUGUAUCUUACAACAAUCUCUCUGGUCAUGUCCCUUCACUCCUCACCAAAAGAUUCAACUCUAGCUCUUUUGUUGGGAAUCUAGAACUAUGCGGUUACCUAUCAAAACCAUGCACUUCACCUCCACCUUCAAAUCUUCCAGUCCAAACACCAAAGCCUUCUCCAAAGCCACAUCAUCACAGAAAGCUAAGUACCAAGGACAUAAUCCUCAUUGUAGCAGGUAUUCUCCUGUUGAUUCUGUUACUCCUGUGCUGCUUUUUGCUAUGUUGUUUGAUCAGGAAAAGGGCUGCUUCAAGUAGAAAGGGUGCAAAGGCAACAUCCAAGGCUUCAGCAUCUGCAAGGAGUGUUGAAAAAGGUGGUGCUGGUGGUGAAGUUGAGUCAGGAGGAGAAGCUGGAGGAAAACUUGUUCACUUUGAUGGUCCAUUUGUGUUCACUGCUGAUGAUCUUUUGUGUGCAACUGCUGAGAUAAUGGGAAAGAGUGCAUAUGGAACUGCAUACAAGGCCACAUUGGAGGAUGGUAACCAAGUUGCUGUGAAGAGGUUGAGGGAGAAGAGUACAAAAGGGCCCAAGGAGUUUGAGGCUGAGGUUGCUUCACUUGGCAAAAUCAGACACCCAAAUCUCUUAGCACUCAGAGCUUAUUAUUUGGGUCCAAAAGGAGAGAAGCUUCUUGUCUUUGAUUACAUGCCAAAAGGAAGCUUAGCAUCAUUCCUUCAUGCUCGUGGGCCGGAAAUAGUGAUCGAUUGGCCAACAAGGAUGAAGAUAGCAAUCGGAGUCACACGUGGCUUAAGCUACCUCCACAACCAAGAGAGCAUAGUCCAUGGCAAUCUCACCUCAGGGAACAUACUCUUAGAUGAACAAACCAAUGCACACAUAACAGAUUUUGGACUGUCCAGGCUAAUGACAACCUCGGCGAACACUAACAUCAUUGCAACAGCAGGAAGUCUAGGAUACAAUGCACCAGAGAUAUCAAAAACAAAGAAACCAAACAUGAAAUCCGACGUAUACAGCCUUGGAGUGAUCAUCUUGGAGCUCCUAACUGGGAAGCCACCUGGGGAACCAACCAAUGGAAUGGACUUGCCACAAUGGGUGGCUUCCAUAGUUAAAGAAGAGUGGACUAAUGAAGUUUUUGACUUGGAGCUCAUGACGGAUGCACCAGCCAUAGGUGAUGAGCUUCUCAAUACAUUGAAGCUUGCCCUUCAUUGUGUUGAUCCUUCACCAGCUGCUAGGCCUGAAGCUCCGCAAGUUCUUCAGCAAUUGGAAGAAAUCAAGCCAGAUUUGGCUGCUGGUGAUGAUGAUGAUGAUGGAACUCUCAAGACUGCUGAAUAAAUUAAAAGUUUUUUUUAAAAUUUAAUUUUGAAUUAGUAGAGAAAGGUUCUUUCAAUAUUUCAUUCUUUAUUUAUUUUUUGAUUAUUUUGUUUUUGGUGAAAUUUGUUGAUUCUCAGUGUAUGUACAUAAUCAAGUGAGGAAGUAUGCUAAGCAGUUUUGUAUUGAAUGUUAUAGUGGUGUGAUAUGAUACAAGAAGCUAUUGAAUGUAAUAUUUAAUUUAUGUUUUGGAUAUAUAUAAAGAAAGUUCUUUCUUA
This is a messenger RNA of Arachis stenosperma, 2965 nucleotides long. RefSeq names its product probably inactive leucine-rich repeat receptor-like protein kinase IMK2. Gene Ontology annotation, molecular function: ATP binding; protein kinase activity; protein binding. The transcript is spliced from 2 exons. NCBI's taxonomy places the organism in Eukaryota, Viridiplantae, Streptophyta, Magnoliopsida, Fabales, Fabaceae. Gene Ontology annotation, biological process: protein phosphorylation. The coding region runs from base 207 to 2711 and encodes 834 amino acids. The record is from RefSeq and is a predicted model, not a curated record.